UCCUGUUGGGGGAGGAUUCACACACUAGUUUGUUAUCUCUCUUCUAGCAGUCUGUUUUCAGCAUUUAUAAUCAUACUGUGCUGAAAGAAAAUGGUUUAUGUUGUUAUUUUGUUCUGCAUGUGUUUGUGCAAAACGCUUGAUGGACUGAACCCAGUGUCAGUGAUGGAGGGAGAUUCAGUCACUCUAAACUCUGGUCUUACUGAAAUGAUGGAUGAUGAUCUGAUUCAGUGGAGGUUUGGAUAUAACAAGACUUUAAUAGCUCAAAUCAGUGUAAUGGAAGACAGCAUGACUGUAUAUGAUGAUGGUCCUGACGGGAGAUUCAGAGACAGACUGAAGCUGGACAGUCAAACUGGAUCUCUGACCAUCACAAACAUCACAACUGAACACGCUGGACAUUAUCAACUACAGAUCAACAGUGUGAUCAAGAAUUUCAGUCUCACUGUUUAUGCUCGUCUGCCUGUUCCUGUCAUUAUCAGUAACUCUUCACAGUGUUCUUCAUCAUCAUCAUCAUCAUCAUCACAGCAGAAUUGUUCAUUGGUGUGUUCAGUGGUGAAUGUGGGUCAUGUGACUCUCUCCUGGUACAAAGGAAACAGUUUAUUGUCCAGCAUCAGUGUGUCUGAUCUCAGCAUCAGUCUCUCUCUACCUCUGGAGGUGGAAUAUCAGGAUAAAAACACCUACAGCUGUGUGCUCAACAAUCCCAUCAGCAGCCAGACUCAACAUCUGGACAUCACUCAACUCUGUCACACAUGUUCAGGUUUGACAAUGGUGAUAUUAGCAUUUAUUCACUGAUCUCAGUCUACUGAUCAUGUGCUGAAAGGAUUGGACAGUUUACCCUUACACAAAGAAAUUUAGAGGGUGAAUUACAGUCAAGUUGGUGCAAUUUGAUACGCAAAUUAGUAGAGUGAACCAACAGUUGUUCUAUCAUACAUUCAGCUACUCUAAACACACACAAUGUGUUUGUAUCUAUUCGGCCACUUCUUUAUAACUGAACUUGCAUGAAAAUAAAAUGCACACAUUAAAAACGGCUGCUUAGAAAGUAGUUAUGAGUCAGAACUAAAUGGUAUUAAUCUACAGGCCAAAACAGGCUUCCACACACAGUUUUCAGUACAUUCAAUCCCACUUUCUCUGACUUUGCCUGUGAAAUUUGACCAUGCAAAUGUGUAUGUAAAUGUGACUCUGUAAUAAAGGUGGGGUAAACGAGAAGGCAGGCAAAGAGACUAAAUGCAAGAUCUAAAUGUAAGAGGUUAUUAUAAAAAAAAAAAAACAAUGGGGAAACACAAAUGAGGCACACCUGGGGAGAGAAUCACCUGAGAAAACU
Molecule: messenger RNA, 1318 nt
Organism: Cyprinus carpio (common carp)
Lineage: Eukaryota; Metazoa; Chordata; Actinopteri; Cypriniformes; Cyprinidae
Product: CD48 antigen-like
Source: RefSeq, a predicted model, not a curated record